AUGGCGUUCUGGAGGGCUUUCGCCGUUACAUCUGCUCUGUCGUCUCUUGCCGUCUUCUCGAAUGCUUUAGAUGUCGAUCUGAAAACGAAUGUUGCAGUCUACUAUGGCCAAGGAGCCUACCAACCUCGCCUCCGCCAUUUCUGCCAGGAGACAUCCUUUGAAAUCAUCAACUUGGGCUUCAUUAAUGUCUUCCCGGAUGCUGUCGGAGGCUACCCCGGUUCAAACUUUGGCAACCAAUGUGAUGGCAAUGUCUACCCUGAAUCAGAGCUUCUCAGCGGCUGCCACCAGAUUUGGGAGGAUAUCCCAAUCUGCAAGGAGAUGGGGAAGACCAUCAUGCUUUCUAUCGGAGGUGACACCGCAUAUCAAAAGCUUGAAAACGAGCUGCAAGCCAUCUGGUUUGCGGACUUCUUGUGGUACUCGUUCGGUCCUCAGAAUGAGAACUAUACCGACAUCUAUCCUCGUCCAUUCCUCGACAACUCCAUGGACGGGUUUGACUUCGAUAUCGAGCAUGACGGCGGUUAUGGCUACGCCACCAUGAUUAACCGCCUUCGAUCCCACUUCGACGAAUAUCCUGACCAAAAGUUCUACAUCUCGGGUGCCCCGCAGUGCACCCUUCCUGAUGAGCAGCUCAGCAGCGCCAUCUCCCACUCGGCAUUCGACUUCAUCUGGGUCCAGUUCUAUAACACAAAGGGGUGCUCUGCGCGGGAUUUCGUCAACGGCACUGGUGAUUUCAACUUCGCCAACUGGGUUGAUAUAAUCAAGAACAGCAGCAACCCGGAUGCCAAGUUGUUUGUUGGUCUUCCGGCCGCCGAAGAAGCUGCUGGGGAGGGUUUCUACCUCACGCCUGCCGAAGUGUACCCUCUGGUCGAGAUCUACAUGGGCUUAUUCCCGGAGACAUUUGGUGGUAUCAUGCUGUGGGAAGCUACGGCGUCGGACAACAAUACCUCCAUCGACGGCCUCAAUUAUGCCCAGGAAAUGAAGCAGAUCCUCUACGACUGCGCUCCUCCCCCUCCGCCGACUACUCCCUUGCCGACCUCGACUAUCACUCGCAUUGUGACUCCAAUUCCUAAGCCGACGAUCACGCCUUCUAGCUCAGUGUUCUAUUCGAGUUCCCCGGCAUCCUCUCCAGCCUCCAGCCCGUCAAGUAAGCUGGUGGCUUCAAGCUCACCUCUUGCCUCUUCGGGCAUACCGCAUGAUUCCCAGUCGACCACUGCAUCAUCGCCAAGUGCUGCCUCAUCCAGCUCUAUUCCUACAUCUAGUCAUCUGCCGUUGACUCCUCCAACUGUGCCGUUCAGCUCGCAGCAUGUCUCUUCCAGCACUCCGCAUGCGUCUCAGUCGAUCACUCUAUCUUCGCCAAGUGCUGCUUCAUCCAGCUCUAUUCCUACAUCUAGUCAUCCGCCGUUGACUCCUCCAACUGUGCCAUCCAGCUUGCACCAUGUCUCUUCCAGCCCGCCGCAUGUUUCUUCUAGCACUCCGCAUGCGUCUCAGUCGAUCACUCUAUCUUCGCCAAGUGCUGCUUCAUCCAGCUCUAUUCCUACAUCUAGUCAUCUGCCGUUGACUCCUCCAACUGUGCCGUUUAGCUCGCAGCAUGUCUCUUCCAGCACGCCGCAUGUUUCUUCUAGCACUCCGCACGCUUCUCAGUCGACUGCCCUGUCUUUGCCAAUUGCUGCUUCAUCUAGCUCUGUUCCUACAUCUAGCCAUCUGCCGUUGACUCCUCCAACUGUGCCGUUCAGCUCACAGCACGUCUCUUCCAGCACGUCGCAUGUUUCUUCUAGCACUCCGCAUGCUUCUCAGUCGACUGCCCUGUCUUUGCCAAUUGCUGCUUCGGCUAGCUCUGUUCCUACAUCUAGCCAUCUGCCAUUGCAUCCUUCAGCUGUGCCGUCCAGCUCGAAGCCUAUCUCUUCAAAUAUCCGGUAUACCUCGGUGACAGGCGCUGAGGCCUCGUCUUCCGUCGUUUCCUUCACCUCCAAUUCGCCCUCCAGGCAUUUGCAGCCAAGCGCUCCAUCCAGCUCCCGGGCUAGCAUUUCAACUGGACUGCACACUUCCAGCUCGAGCGCAACAGGUGUCUCGGCGACGGCUACUUCUUCUAGUCCUCCGCCACGCUCCAACCAUUUGACCUCUUCCAGCAACUUGGUUAGCUCUGGAAGCCCAAUAUCAUCAAGAACCACCGUCAACCUAAGUGGAACAGUGUCGAAGACGUUAAGCACCCCUGUGAUUUCAACCCAGUCGACUGCCUCAAGUUCUAUUGUUGGAAAUGUCAGCCCUCCGGUGCCAGGCAGGCCAACAGGCAUCUUUGGCACCACUAGGCCGUCAUCUUCCAGCCCUGUCUCUUCUUCUAGAGGUGCUUCAACCACUGGCUCGACUAGGUUGGGCGCAAGCCCCUCGUCAUCGGAGCUUCUUGGCAGCACUAUCACUAAAUCUAGUUCGUCCUAUGUCCCCCAGAGACCUAUGCAUACACCUGUUACGCAGCUGCCAGUAUCUAGGCCAACCACAGUCCCUGUCUCGAGCUCCAAGUCUUCGACACAGGUUACCCCUACGGGCUCCGUCUCUGUCUCUGAUUCGACGGCUGUCUCAAGUUCAACGAUCACCACUCCCACCAGCAUGUCUGCCUCCGCCUCCCCGACCUCCGAGUCUGAAACUGCAUCAGCUACUAGCAGCACUCAACCUGCUGGGCUGUCGAGCUCGUCGGGUACUGAGUCUACUAGGGCUUCCCAGACCACUGGACGCGGGUCUUCCAUGAAUACCUCUGUCGUUACUGCUUCGCCUUGGGUGACAUCCGUGCCUUCAAGUACUGAGCCUGGUGUGACCACGACAAUCAUCGUUACCUCGUAUACAGACAUAUGUCCUACGGGUUUCACUACUAUCACGACUACUUACACGACGACUAUCUGCCCCGAAGCUACUGCUAGUUUGACCGGUCCUCCUUCCGGCCUUGCCACUACUACUAUAGCGUCAAUUCCCGAGGGCUGGACCACGACUGUGACGGUUUGCACACAAUGUGCCGCAACCCCGACCACUGUUACCCUUACCAAGCCGAUUCCCACGACCACAGUGCAGAAUACCCAUGAGCCCUCUACUGCCUUGGCCACUGAGACCUGGACUGAAACCUGGACUACAACCGUAUCCUUCUGCAAGCAUUGUGGUCCUACAGGAUCAACACUUACUCUUACCGUACCUUACACUCCCGUGGCUACCCCCACAGGGGUUGCAGGCUCUUCUGGAGAGGGCAAAGUCUCUGACCAGAGUAGUCAUUCCCAGCCUACCAUCGCCAGCUCUGUCAGUGUGGCCCCUGGUUAUCCUCCUUCCCGGCCCAUAGGAUCGGGAUCUAGCAGCGCCUAUUCGCCCGGCCAAACACCGACUCUCGCUUUCCACCCCUCGAGCAGCUCCUCAAGCACCCUCUCUCAAACAAAAUCGACUCCCACUGGUACUCACGAGGGAGUAUCACCAGUCUAUACUGGUGCAGGCUCUCGGCCGGAGGUUGCAAGCUUCCUCACCGUCAUCGUCACGGCUUUCUUGGCAUCUUGGGUCUUCCUGAUCUAA
Molecule: messenger RNA, 3540 nt
Organism: Penicillium canariense
Lineage: Eukaryota; Fungi; Ascomycota; Eurotiomycetes; Eurotiales; Aspergillaceae
Gene: chiA1
Product: class III chitinase ChiA1
Exons: 3
Coding region: 1-3540 (1179 amino acids)
Biological process (GO): carbohydrate metabolic process
Cellular component (GO): extracellular region
Molecular function (GO): chitinase activity
Source: RefSeq, a predicted model, not a curated record